AUGGCUUCCUUCCUGCUUCUUGUCUUUCUCUUUCCUCUGACACAAGCUCAAUUCGGCUUAUUCCCUGGCUUCGGAUUUCCACAACCUCCUCCACCACCAAAUCCAUGGGCAAAUCUAUUUUCGAAUCCCUUCCAACCUUUCCAACAACAGACUACACCAGCUACUACAACUCAGUUAGCCAUCGAAAAUGUACCCAAUCCCGAUUUGGAAAGAGGAAACUUCCCUGCCCCGGAUCCACGAAUGUGGCCUAUCGGGCCUGAUUGGAAUGACCCACGUAAUACAUGGACAAGCGAACUUGGUUGGGGAGGACGUGAUGUAGGUAGAGCAUUCACGCAAUCAACUCGAGCCCUCAGCACUGCCCCUAUCAUAUCAACAACAGCAGUUCCUUUGAAUACUUCUGAAGAGCCGGAAGUAUCAACAGAUAAUAGCAUCCUCUCAGCUGCUUCAUCAACGCAGAUUUCUCCAAUAAUUCGACCAUUCUCACAGUUAACACCUGAUGUUAAACAGAAAAAAAUGGAGAAAGAAGUUGAAGACGACAUCGUCAGUUCUACCAAAAUUCCAAAGAUUCUCGGAGAAGAUAGUGUUAGGUUGAGUCAAAUGACAUCAAGACAGUUGGAAAGUGAUCGUCUAGUUCGUCAUCGUUCAACAUCACAAAAACGACACUAA
Auanema sp. JU1783 is the source of this 666-nucleotide messenger RNA. NCBI's taxonomy places the organism in Eukaryota, Metazoa, Nematoda, Chromadorea, Rhabditida, Rhabditidae. The record is from the annotation of a GenBank genome assembly.